UUACCUGAAAUUUUAGGCUUCUCUUGUUGAUUUGGUAUUUAUUUUGAUUAUUUCACUUUGGAAUUUGCCUACUCAUAUGUUAUUUAACAAAAUCAAGCCACUCCUUUGUGAUGUUUUUUGCACUAAAUUUUAUCAUCAUUGACUACUGCUUUCCUGUUUCUCCAAUUCCCAAUUCAUUGUUUUGUUGAUGCUCAUAAAAAAGUUUUCUUUUUAUAUACAAAUUUUACCAAAAGUAUACUAUCUCUAAAAUCAUGAAUAGCCCACUUACAUGAAUACCAUGUUUUGACUGUGCAAACCAACCAAACAUACCAUGUGUGCGUGUGUGUGUGUCUUAUAGUUUUGUCACUAACUCAAGUUAAUUUGAAGCUUCUAAUCAAGGUUUUCUGAGAUGGAGAAGGACAAGGAUGGAGAGGGAAGUUGGGGAAGUCCAGACACAAGGCCUUCCUUCUUCCAAAUCAUGUGGUCUGACAAUCUGAAAGAGUUGAAAAUUCCGACCAAGUUUUUCGAUGAACACUUGGCAACCGAGGAAACUGAAACGGUGGCCCUGAGGAGUCCCUGUGGGAGUUGGGACACGAAGCUGGAGCAGAGAGACGGCGGCGUCUAUCUCAUCCAAGGAUGGCCACAUUUCGUCGAAAGUCACGACUUAGGAAGAGCAGAGUGGGCACACUUCCUAUACAAUGGUGGGAUGUCUUUUGAUGUGAAAAUCUAUGGCAGCAAUGGCUGGCUCAAGAAAUAUGAUCAGCCAGCCGCCUCCGCGCCUCCUUUCGCCUCAUCUUUCCCUUUCUUCAGGCGCGAGAUUAAACGCUACAAUGUUGGCCACAAAUGCUCAAUGGUGAUUCCAACCCACUUUUCGAGAUGGCAUAUGUCUUUGUCCAAGGAGCCAAUGGUGCUGAUGGACUCUGAUGGGGUUUCUUGGCCAGUCACUAUUACCGUCACGAGCGGCAAUCGUCUUGCUAUGACUGGAGGAUGGAAGGCCCUCGCAGAUGCUCGUUCCAUCAAGAAAGGUGACGUCUGCAUUUUUGAGCUGGUUGAGAAGAGAGUGAUGAAAUUCCACGUUCUCAGAUGAAAGAAUGUAACUACCAUCUUUUGAAUUGUCCAUGGAACUGAUCAUGUGAUCUUAUUUAACCUUAGUUUGCAUUAUGU
Salvia hispanica is the source of this 1143-nucleotide messenger RNA. Lineage: Eukaryota; Viridiplantae; Streptophyta; Magnoliopsida; Lamiales; Lamiaceae. The record is from RefSeq and is a predicted model, not a curated record.